Molecule: messenger RNA, 1282 nt
Organism: Chara braunii
Lineage: Eukaryota; Viridiplantae; Streptophyta; Charophyceae; Charales; Characeae
Source: the annotation of a GenBank genome assembly
CCGCGGGCUGCCCAACGGUCGGAAACACGAAUUUCUUUAAGCGUCCACCCCCGGCCGGUGGCUGCAGCGAUUUCGUACAUUGGCGUCUUCCCUCGUGCAACGUGUGUCUCCGGUCGCCACGAUCGCGACAGCCAAGUGCGUCCCCUCUCCUUCAUGGCUGACCUGUGCCGCAGGCUGCCUUUGUUGUUGCUUGCCGCUGUACUGCUGCUUGCCGUUGUCGUCUUUCAUAUCUGCAUCGUCGGUCGCGUCCCUGGGAGGAAACAGAGGCGGCGAACGACAAAGGCGACCGGGAAGAUGGAGAAGGUGCAGACGAAGAGGACGAUGUCCGUAGGGGCUGGCGGGUCGCCACGUCAGCGUUGCAGCUUUGCGGAAGGCGGCAGGCGCCCGUACGACCCGACGCUGUACAGCCACCUGCCGUCCCACGAGAUUCCAUUGCCUCCGAGUGACGACGACAGCGACGAGCCCCGAUCAUCAACGGUUCCUCUGGGCAGCGGUUCGACGCAUGAUUGGAUGGGGAGCCAGCUGUACAGACAACCCUCGACGCCAACGUACACUGAUCUGCUGGAGGGGCGGACCCCGGUUGGUUAUGACGAAGGGCUCGUAGAUCUCAACUUCGGUUUGAGUGGUCACAACAGGUGUUCACGCGGAGGGGACGAGGACAGGUGGUCGACAACGGCAGGCGGCGCAGUCCACCGAGGAGGGGAUGACGCUGACGGCUACGCUGCGGAGGUCGCGGGGCGAGAGGUUUGGGAUGAUUACCGACGACAAUCGCGUCAAUCUAGCACGUCCGCCAUAACGAGAGGGGUGGCGAAGAUCAAUGUACGGGCGGACGACACACCCAGCGAUUGCGACGGUGCGGGUGGUGAAGAUUUCUCGGCAGGCGACGGGGGCAAUUACAACGACGACGACGACGACGGGGAGAUGGAGAUUCGUCCGCUGGGGAAGAAACGGGGAGGGCCCAGGGCGACGAGCAAGUCCAGCGAGCUGCGCGCGGGGCGGAGAGGCAAGAAGACUGUGGGAGAUGCGUCGGCAGGCGACGGAGCGAAAAGCAGGGAUUUUUGGACCGUGGAACACAUGAUUGCUCUUGUCAGAGCUAAAAGAGAGCAGGAUUUGCAUCUUGCUGGCCUCGGCCACAACAUGGGAAGGAUGAAGACGAAGACAUGGAAGUGGGCCGACAUCGAGAGCAGGCUCGUGCAGAUGGGGGUGACGACUAGAAAGGCCGACGACUGCGGGAAAAAAUGGGACAACCUGUAGAUGCAGUUCAAAAUUGUGCACAAGUUCA